UUCUUUCUCCCCUCUCCCCUCCAUGGUCUUUACAUUACAAUAUUACAUAUAUAUAUAUAUAUAUAUAUAUAAAUGAAUUACGAGCUAUGACCACCUCCCCCAUCUCUCCGUAAAAUCCCCAUUUAGAUUUAUUUCAUUAUUUUAUUCCUUUAUUAUUUGUCAUCCUCUUUUAUUUUUCCCCCAUUGCUUGCCCUGUAAUUCAAAAUCAAUCAACUUGGAAAAUUUGCAAGAUUUGGGAUGAAAUCUGGUCGGAUCUUGCUUUGUGGGGUGUGGAUUUUGGUCAGUCUUAUUUCAAUGCAAACUCUUUCUCUUCUUCACCUCCUCCCAUAGAACCCAUAGAACAACAGAAGAAAAAGAGAACAACCCAAGCCUCAGAAAAACACACAAACAACGAUUCUCAACUCAAUCCCAUUGCUUCUCAAUACAUAUUCUAUCUUUGCUUCUUGGGAUUGGAUCUUGAAUUGGAACAAUGGGCAUGGCAGCAGAGUCACAGUUUCAUGUUCUGGCUGUCGAUGACAGCAUCAUAGACAGAAAACUUAUUGAAAGGCUACUCAAAACCUCUUCAUAUCAAGUUACCACAGUUGAUUCUGGCAGUAAAGCUUUAGAAUUUCUGGGUUUACAUGAAGAUGACACAACCAACCCAAGUACACCCUGCGUUUCUCCCAACAAUCAUCAGGAAGUUGAAGUGAACCUUGUCAUUACAGAUUAUUGUAUGCCAGGCAUGACAGGCUAUGAUUUGCUCAAGAAAAUCAAGGAAUCUUCAUCUCUAAGAGACAUACCAGUAGUUAUCAUGUCAUCUGAGAAUGUGCCUUCAAGGAUCAGCAGAUGUUUAGAAGAAGGUGCAGAAGAAUUUUUCUUGAAGCCUGUCAGGUUAUCAGAUUUGAAUAAGCUUAGGCCUCAUCUGAUGAAAACCAAAUCCAAGGAUCAACACCAAAAACAAGAGAAGCAAGAAGAAAAAUCAGCCUUCCAAUCACCAAAACAACAGCAACAAGAAAAAGAAGAGCAUCAACAGCAGCAACAAGCCAGCAAUAACAAGAGAAAGGCUAUAGAAGAAGGGCUUUCGCCUGAGAGAACAAGACCAAGAUACAACGGCAUAACCACUGUGGUAUAACCAUAUAUGGACAAGAAAAAUGUUUUAAAUUCUGUUCUUCUGAACAAUGUAAUUCAGAUAAAUUUUCCUUUUUAUUUUUAUUUUUUUGGAGUUGGUAUACAGGCUCGAUAGGAGUGUAGAGAUAGAGUUGUUUCAUGUAUACAUCUUUACAUGAAAACGAACAGUUGAAAAAUUCCAA
Molecule: messenger RNA, 1289 nt
Organism: Theobroma cacao (cacao)
Lineage: Eukaryota; Viridiplantae; Streptophyta; Magnoliopsida; Malvales; Malvaceae
Gene: ARR9
Product: response regulator 9
Biological process (GO): phosphorelay signal transduction system; cytokinin-activated signaling pathway
Source: RefSeq, a predicted model, not a curated record